Molecule: messenger RNA, 5479 nt
Organism: Ctenopharyngodon idella (grass carp)
Lineage: Eukaryota; Metazoa; Chordata; Actinopteri; Cypriniformes; Xenocyprididae
Gene: nlrp3
Product: NLR family pyrin domain containing 3
Exons: 10
Coding region: 1903-5283 (1126 amino acids)
Molecular function (GO): protein binding
Source: RefSeq, a predicted model, not a curated record
CACUUGCUUUGUGAUUUUUAAAUCUGUGGACUUGCUGUUAUUUUGAAUAAAUCAUUAUUUGAGACAUAAGAUUGUUUUACAUAUGUUUGGUUACAUUAAUGACUGACCUUUAUUUAUAUUCAUAAGUUAAUUAGUAUUAUAGAACAAUAAACCAAACAAAAUACAUAGUGAGAAAGGAAAUGUGGUGGUGCAUUAAUUUAAUAAAAGUAAAAAUAAAAAGCGGAAUAAAAAGCUGAGCAACAAAGUAUAGUGAAUCUUCAGGUUAAUUCAGGUUAAUUGGGACAUUUUUUCCCAGUCAUCCCAUUGGCAAAAAGUUUCCCAAUUUACCUGAAUUCACUCUAUAUGACUGGCCGAAACAUCAGUACAACAAGCUAAUUAAUAUUCAUAAGAUUAGUCGUCUGGUUAUCUUCAUCACAACCCGUCCAUUUCCAUGGCUAACCAUGGAUCUUCAUCAUUGCUGUUACAUUUGGUUUCCAGAUAGCACAGGUACAUCUCUAAGAUGUCUGCUAAAGAGCGCUUAACAUCUGUUGUGUACAAACAUCUGAUAAACAUCUUAGAAAAGCAGUUUUGCAUAAACUAUUUAACAUCUGACAGGAAACAUCUUAGAGAAGUUUUACAGAUGAGCAAACAAUCUAAAAAAUACAUCUUGCAAAUGUAAAUGCAGACAUCAAAUAGACGUAUCAGUGAUGUACGUGCUAUCAGGGUUGCUGCUUCGCCAGGCUUUAAAAUGUUUAAAGCACGAAAUGGAAACUGAUGAUGCUCUGAUUAGGACUCCUGAUAGCACACAUUCAUCUCAGACACGUCUAUUUGAUGUAUGAUGGAAGUAUUUGCUUAUAUGCAAUACCACUCUAAGACGUUCCCUGUCAGAUGUUAUAUAGACAUUUAGAAAAUGUCUUUAAGAUGUUUAUGAUUUAGAACGUAUGUAAAACUACAUUUUAAAAGAUGAUUAUCAGAUGUCUGUACAUAGCAGAUGUUUUCCAGAUGAAGCGCUCUAUAAAAGACAUCAUGAAGAUGCAUGUGUACAUUUCACAAUUAACUGUAGCAAAGGAAAUGAUCCACUGGAUUUUUCCAUGACAUAUGCUUUUCUUCUGGGAGUCAUUCCAUGAUCUGGAAACCUGAUAUGAGCAGGAAGUCUGGGAGUCAUAGCUUUGUGGGGGGAAAGGUGGUACAUUUAGUAUUGUGGUAGAAAUUCCCCUACUCACUUAAGUUAAUCCAGGGCGUCUUCUAAUCAACACCCAAGUGUUGUGUCUCCUAAUCUACGCUUACAAAAUUUAUCCUCUAGCGUAUCUCCUAGUCGAUGUCUUGCUGAGUCGGACAACAUAUUGCCCUCUAUGAACACUAUCACUUGAGAAUAAGAUCUCUAGUACUCCACUAACCUGCUGUGCAGCAUAAACUAGCCAAGAUGUAACAAAACUAGACACGGUCUAGUUGUCUAGUUUUGAUUCCUCUUGUUAUAUUCAGGCACACUAAUUUUGGCUCAAGAGUGUUAGGGAACAUUUAGUAUUCAAAAACAUAUAAAUGUUAUUCCUGCAAGAAAAAGAAUUGUUAGUUAUGUUAGAAUCAAGAAUUAAAAUGUCCUUACAGUAUUGAUUAGUAUUAAUUCAGUAGAUCCCCAAUAUUAGCUCUACAGUAAAACCAUCGAGUCCUGAAAUGUGGAAAAACUGCUGCACGCAAGAAAUAUUUCAUGCUUAGCAUAUGAAAGCACAGUUAAAGUAGUUAAUAUUUGACUAGUUUCGCUGCUCACCAAAACAAUAGACAGUCGCCCCCUUCAGGUCAAAGUCGAAAACGCAGUUCUUGACUGGAUCAUUUCCGUCAGAGAGAGGCUCAAGGGAGAAGACGAAGGAGGCCUGUCGAAAGUGAAAGUAGCGGAAGCAUUGGAGAGCUGCAGGACAGGUAGACAAGAUGGCUUCUGUUCCAGAGCAGCUUCUGGAAGCAGUGGAUGAGCUGGACAAUGACAAACCAAAGAGGCAAAAAAGUGCAAUUACGGCUGAUGAACUGGAGAAGGCUGAUGCAGUGGAUGGACUGAUGCAGACAAUCACCCUCUCUCACACUGCAGUCAGUGUUGAUCUGAAUGCUAAAACAGGUGCAAUUGUAAAUUCUCCUAUACUCACUGGAAACAUCAUCCAAGGCCCAGUAAUCUUCAGCUUCAAUUCAACCACUGGUGCUGUCGAGCCACAAAAUGGAACCGAGGGACAGACCUCUGAAAAACAAGAGGACAAUGUCUUGCAAAAAAUCCUGAAAAAGCACAAAGACAACAUGAAGGCCAAAACAGAACGUGUUUUUGAAGGCAAAAAAGACAACAAAAUACAUCUCAACAAAGUGUACACUGAACUCUUCAUCACUGAAGGGGACAUUUCAGAUGUGUAUGAUGAACAUGAAGUUCUGAAGAUUGACCGUGUCUUGAAAACGCCCAAAUUUGAGGACACACCGAUCAACUGCAAUGAGAUAUUCUGUUUAUUGAGGCAAAAGGAGGAGGGAAACAUCGUGUUGACCAAAGGCAUUGCUGGCAUCGGAAAGACAUUCUCCGUGCACAAGUUCAUCUUGGACUGGGCUGAAGGAAAAGCCAAUCUGGAUGUGGACUGUGUGUUUCUGCUUGCAUUCAGAGAGAUUAACUUGAUUAAUGAUGGUAAAGAGGUCAGUCUGCAUGAGCUUCUGCUGGAAUUUUAUCCUGAAUUGAAUGACGUGGAAAACACCAAGUUUUAUAAAAAAUGCAACCUGGCAUUUAUCUUUGAUGGGCUUGAUGAGAGUCGCCUGGAACUUAAUUUUAACUGUAAGCCAGUGAAAUGUGUGAAUGAACGAUCAUCUGCUGACGCUUUGUUUACAAGCCUCGUUAAAGGGAAACUGCUUCCAUCAGCACUCGUCUGGGUGACGUCACGACCAGCGGCGGCCAAUCAGAUCCCUCCUGAGUACGUAGGAUUGUUCACGGAGGUACGCGGAUUCACCGACCAGCAGAAAGAAGAGUACUUCAGAAAAAGGAUCAAAGAUGAGACUCAGGCUUCCAAAGUGAUUUGCCACAUUAGGACAUCUCGUAGUCUCUACAUCAUGUGCCACAUUCCCGUGUUCUGCUGGAUCACGGCCACUGUUCUUCAGGAUGUUCUUAUCAAGAACAAUGGCCAAGAUAUUCCCUCGACACUCACCGAAAUGUACAUCCAUUUUCUGCUGAUACAGAUGAAUAUAAAAAACCAGAAGUACGAAGAGAAACUUGAAAGAGAUCGCACAAAAGUCUUGGUCUCAAAUAAAGAAAUUAUUUCCAAGUUGGCAAUGCUGGCAUUUGAACAGCUGAAGAAGGAAAACGUCAUGUUCUAUGAGAAGGAUCUAAAAGCAUGUGGCAUCAAUGCAAGUGAAGAGUCCACAGGAUUGUGCACUGAAAUCUUCAAGAAAGACUCUGUCCUGCAUGAGAUGAAGGUGUAUUACUUCAUACAUUUGAGUGUGCAGGAGUUUCUUGCUGCAUUGCAUGUGUUCCUCUGCUAUUUGAAGCAGGAUAUGGAUGAGCUAGCGUUCUUCCUGGAGAAUGCGCGUCCUAAGAAAGACCAAAUGCUGUACAUUUUGCUGAAAAAGGCGAUUGAUAAAGCCAAGAUGAGUGAGCGAGGGCAUUUUGACCUCUUCCUGCGUUUUUUGCUGGGCAUUUCUCUUGAGUCCAAUCAGAGACUCCUCAUUGGCUUGCUGGACGAAACGCUGGACAGUAGAAAAUGCAUCAAUAAAACUAUCCAAUACAUCAAGGAAUUGCAAAACAACGACAAGUGCCCAGAUAAAUCCAUCAACCACUUCUUCUGCAUACUGGAACUGCAGGACAGAACCCUGUACCAACAAAUCAUGAAAUAUCUGAGGUCAGAAAGUGGCCAGCCAAAAAUGGUGUCCAAGUCUAACUGCUCAGCUCUGGUCUAUGUGCUUCUGAUGUCAGAAGAGGUGCUGGAGGACUUCAACCCAAAGGCAUUCAACAACACAUAUCCCGGAUGCAGGAGACUCGUGCCAGCCGUGAGAUGCUGCAGAAAAGCCCUGUUUUCAGACUGUGGACUGACAGAAACUUGCUGUGAAACUGUGGCUUCGGCUCUCCAGCUAGAAGACUGUCCUCUGAGAGAGCUGGACCUGAGUCACAACUACAGUAUUGAGGCAGGAGUGAAUGCGCUUUCUGCUGGACUGAAGAGCCCACACUGUCAUCUGGAGACACUGAGGUUGGCCCAGUGUCAUUUUGGCCAGGACUGCUGUAUGAAGCUGGUCUCUGCGAUCCAGACGAUCUCACAUCGCCUAAAAGAGCUCGAUCUUAGUGGCAGUGAUCUGCAGAACUCUGGACUCCAUCACCUCCUAGAUGGGAUGGAAAAUACAGAGAGAAAACUUCAAGUUCUGAGGUUGAGCUGGUGUAACCUCACUGAGAAGAGUUGUGAGCACCUUUUGUUGAUUCUCAGCUCAGAUUUACCCCUGAAAGAGCUGGACCUGAGUAACAAUGACCUUCAGGAUUCAGGAGUGAGGCUGCUCUAUAAUGGACUGAAGAGUCCAAACUGUCAGCUGGAGAUACUGAGAUUGUCUGGCUGUAUGUUGACAGAGGAAGGCUGUGGUUAUGUGUCUUCAGCUCUAAGUUCAAACCCCUCACACCUGAGAGAGCUGGAUCUGAGCUACAAUCACCCAGGACAAUCAGGAGUCCAGCCUCUCAAUGACAAACUGAGGGAUCCAAACUACUCACUGCAGAUACUCAAAACUGAUCCUAUGGGUGAACACUUCAUCAAACCAGGGAUAAGAAAGUAUGCCUGCGAUCUCACGCUGGAUCCAAACACAGCUCACGUGCAGUUGUGUCUCUCCAACGGAGACAGAACGGCAACACAAGUGAUGCAGAUUCAGCCGUAUCCAGAUCAUCCAGAGAGAUUUGAACCUGUCCAACAAGUGCUGUCUAGAGAGAGUCUGUCUGGCCGCUGUUACUGGGAGGCUGAAUGGACUGGUCCGGAAGGGACAGUCGGAGUGACGUACAAGAACAUCCAGAGGAAAAACGAUGAUCUUUGUUUAGUGGAGGCCACUGGUCAGCUUGGAAACAAUGAUGUGUCAUGGAAAAUUACCUGUGGAUCUUUUCCAUAUGUUUCUCACGCUACAGAAGACAUUAAUAUAAAGACUCCGACCUCUCGUUCAUGUAAUAGAGUAGGUGUUUAUGUGGACACGACGGCUGGAGUUUUGUCCUUUUACAGUGUCUCUGACACACUCUCACACUUGUACACUUUCCUUGCAUCUUUUAAAUAUCCUCUCUAUGCAGCAUUCAAGGUGGAGAGCGACUCUGUGUCCUUUUGUCAGAUGUUGUAACCUGAAAGCCUCUUCAUCUUACCAUGUGUGCACAUUUAUCACCAGAACAUCAAAUAGAAUUUGAUAAGAUUUUAUUAAUGAAAUGCAAAGGUUCUACAUUUUACUAUAAAUGUAUAACAACAAACCACAUUUUCAGAAAUGAUUAAAGGGGCUAUAUGUAAGAUUUUCACUUUAAUAAAGCAUAAAAAUACCCCAA